UCGGCCCCGGUCCCUCGAUUUCUGGUGGCAGCGGGCCUGCAGGGGGCCGAAGACGGCAGCUCUGGUCUUCCUUAUCCGAUCUCUGCCGACCUUCCUCUCCAGGGCACUGCCCUCACUUUCGGAGGAGGCCACGGCCAUGGCGGUGGAGAACAUCAACCAGCUGCCGGAGAACAUCCUGCUGGAGGUGUUCACGCACGUGCCAGCCCGCCAGCUGCUGCUGUGCUGCCGCCUGGUCUGCAGCCUCUGGCGCGACCUCAUCGACUUGGUGACCCUCUGGAAGCGCAAGUGCUUGCAGGACGGCUAUGUCGUCCAGGAGGGGGACCAGCCCGUGACUGACUGGAAGGUCUUCUACUUCCUGUGCGCCCUCCAGCGGAAUCUCCUCAGCAACCCAUGCGCUGAAGAGGGGCUGGCAUCCUGGAAGAUCGACGAGAAUGGGGGCGACGAGUGGAAGGUGGAGACAAUGCCCGGAGACUAUGUGAAAGAAUUUCCCAACGACCAAGUCAAGAAGUACUUUGCCACGUCGUAUGAGUUGUGCCUCAAGUCACAGCUGGUGGACCUCAUAGCCGAGGGCUACUGGGAGGAGCUGCUGGACCAGUACCGGCCAGACAUCGUGGUGAAGGACUGGUUUGCGGCCCGCGGCGACUGCGGCUGCAUCUACCGCCUACGCGUGCACCUGACCUCGGCCGACUACAUCACCCUGGCCUCCUUCGAGCCCCCGCCCAUCACCAUCCCGCAGUGGAACGAUUCCAAGUGGACAGAGGUCUCACACACCUUCUCGGAUUACCCGCCCGGUGUGCGCCACGUUCUCUUCCAGCACGGGGGACAGGACACCCUGUUCUGGGCAGGCUGGUAUGGGGCCCGCAUGACCAACAGCAGUGUCACCGUCAGCCCCAGGAAGGCCCUGCGCCAGGCCUCGGAGGGCACUGCCCACCCUGUUUAAGCUGCACAGACCGGCCGGAUGUCCUGUCCUCAAGCAGCUCUUGGUCCUGUCCCCACGGAGGGCCUU
This is a messenger RNA of Sorex fumeus (smoky shrew), 1006 nucleotides long. It is a transcript of the gene FBXO6, whose product is annotated as F-box protein 6. The record is from RefSeq and is a predicted model, not a curated record. Gene Ontology annotation, cellular component: SCF ubiquitin ligase complex; endoplasmic reticulum quality control compartment; cytoplasm. Bases 137 to 940 code for a protein of 267 amino acids. Lineage: Eukaryota; Metazoa; Chordata; Mammalia; Eulipotyphla; Soricidae. Gene Ontology annotation, molecular function: ubiquitin protein ligase activity; protein binding. The transcript has 6 exons. Gene Ontology annotation, biological process: glycoprotein catabolic process; SCF-dependent proteasomal ubiquitin-dependent protein catabolic process.